AACCCCUCACCAACACAAACAAAUCCCUUCUUCUCCGUUCCUCCAUUGAAGUACACUCCAAUCUUCCCCUCACCAUGUCGUUGGCCUCAUCGCAGCUCAGCUUUCUCUCCACCACCCUCUCCUUCUCCUCCGCCCCCACCCCUCGCCGGUCCAACAACAUCCUCCAUUCUUUCCAUCCUAUAAUCGCCUCUAAACUUCCUCCUCCCGCCGAUGAUCCUAAUGGAUUAGAGAGGGGAAAUGAGAAUCGACUAGCGAAGCUUGCGAUUGUUACUCUGGCGGCUGGGGUUUUGUCAUUGGGAUCGGUUCAUGAUGCGUCCGCCGCUAAGACCGGUGGCCGAGUCGGCGGCCAGGCGUUCCGGUCGGCGGCUCCCCGGUCUUCGUCGCCGAGAAUCAAUAACAAUUCCAGGACAAAUAUCUACAUAAACCCGAGAGUAGCGCCUCCUCUAGUAGGUGGGUAUGGUUAUGGUGUGCCAUACUAUGGAGGAGGAUGGGGAUGGUCACCAUUUUCAUUCUUUGCACCAACCCCAAGUGUAGCUGUAGGCAUUGGAGGAGGUUUUGAUGUUCUUGUGCUCUUCAUUUUUCUUGGAACUGUUGCAGCUUUUGUGAGAAGGUUCCUUGGAGGAAGAGGAGAAGAUGAUGAUGAUGAUUAUUAAUGCUGCCAAGAUCUUAUGAACUUUAGGUUUUUGGUGGGGAGAUAUACUUUUUGUUGUUAAAAAUUGUCACAUAAUGUAUUUUUAUGUGGACAAACUUUUUGUAUUCACAAAGCAUAAUGUAUAAAAUGUAUAGNUUUUU
Messenger RNA from Cucurbita pepo subsp. pepo (vegetable marrow), 792 nucleotides. RefSeq lists its product as uncharacterized. The record is from RefSeq and is a predicted model, not a curated record. NCBI's taxonomy places the organism in Eukaryota, Viridiplantae, Streptophyta, Magnoliopsida, Cucurbitales, Cucurbitaceae.